Tribolium castaneum (red flour beetle) is the source of this 2472-nucleotide messenger RNA. It is a transcript of the gene Naa60, whose product is annotated as N(alpha)-acetyltransferase 60. The coding region runs from base 205 to 969 and encodes 254 amino acids. Gene Ontology annotation, molecular function: protein-N-terminal amino-acid acetyltransferase activity; histone acetyltransferase activity. Gene Ontology annotation, biological process: N-terminal peptidyl-methionine acetylation. Lineage: Eukaryota; Metazoa; Arthropoda; Insecta; Coleoptera; Tenebrionidae. The transcript has 5 exons. Gene Ontology annotation, cellular component: Golgi membrane. The record is from RefSeq and is a predicted model, not a curated record.
GUUGUGGGAAUUAUGUGAAGUGGGAAACGUCACAAUCGGCAGCGCCACCUGCGCGAAAUCGUGUGAGUCAUUUGUUAAAUUGAAAACAAAUGGAUUUUGACUUUUGAGAUAGUUAAAAAAUAAUGCCAAAAUACUUUCGAUAUGCGAAAUUCUUCCGUUUAAAAUGCGCGAAAAGGGUGAUACUUGCAGGCCGUCGCGUUCGUAAUGGCUGGUAUUAGUUGGUAUCAAUCAAACGGAAAAUGCUCCGCCCAAGAGCAGGGAAUGAGCGUCGAUCAAAUCCCACUAUACUCUCUGGGGGACGUGCAGCUGCGCUUCCUCUGCCCCGACGACCUGGACGAGGUGCGAGCCCUCUGCCAGGACUGGUUCCCCAUCGAGUACCCCUUCUACUGGUACGAGGAGAUCACCUCCAGCACCAGGUUCUAUUCUCUCGCAGCAGUGUACAACCAGGCGAUAAUCGGGCUAAUUGUGGCCGAGAUCAAGCCGUACGCUAGCCUCAAUGAGGAGGACACGGGGAUUCUGGCGAAAAAGUUCGCAGAGCGCUCCGAUAUCGCCUACAUUUUGUCCUUGGGGGUCCUCAAGCAGUACCGCCGCAACGGCAUUGCCUCUCUAUUGUUAGACUCCCUCAUUACACACCUGACCACUAGCGAAAGGAGGAAAGUCAAGGCUGUCUUUUUGCAUGUGCUUACAACGAAUUCCGCUGCCAUUAAAUUUUACGAACAUAGAAAAUUUAGACUUCACAGUUUUUUGCCUUAUUAUUACUCGAUUAAGGGGCGGUGCAAAGACGGGUUCAUGUAUGUGCUGUACAUCAAUGGGGGCCACCCGCCAUGGACGAUCUAUGAUUACGUUAAAUUCAUGUGUGGGAAAGUGUUGAGCGGCGGGGGAUUUUUUCCGUGGAUUUUGCUCAACGUAAAUCGAGCCAUUCAGUGGAUUUGGAACAGCAAAUCCAACACUCAGCACGAGGAAAAUUAACUAAGCUAGUCGAACGAACGUCUGGAAUUGCGUUUGUUAACCAAUUUGUAUAUAAUAGAGCGAUUUAGUCAGUCAUCACGUCUAUGAAAUUACAGUUUGUUAUUUCAGGUACCUGUUGUAGAAUAUUUUUAAAUUUAAUAUAUUUCGUCAUUUCAGUUCACGACUCAUUGCUUCAUUAAAUUUGAUUCUUUGACAAAUAUUCUUCAUUGUUAUAGCUAUGCAGUGCGUAAGUUGUUGUUUAAUUAUAUUUAUGAAUAGUUUUAUCUUUUGUUAUGUCCUGUAUUUUGUCAUACCAGUAUUAUUCCGCAAAAUACUGUAAACUUUGAAAGGUUAUUAAAUACGUAUUUUGUAACACACGUUUGAUUUUGCCAUUUCAAAAGUUAUAUCAAAAAGUUUAUUGUCUACAAUAAAAAAAUCACCAAAAUAAUUUUUGAAGUUCAAGGUAAGGGAAUAAAUAUUUACUUUGCUAACAAGUAAGCUCAUCUGUGAACAAACUAAUUACAUAUACUUUCCAACACCGAAGUCCCGAACGAAAAUUUUGAACACGUUUUAAUGUUUAUUGGAGGGAUUUUAAAUUCCAUUGGAAGUUUGGAAAUGUUUUUUUUUGGCUUUUAUUUUAUUGGGACUUUCUUGUUGAUAAUAUAGUAUUCUACCGAUGUUUUGAUGCAGAAUCAAAUUUGAAACCCGUUAGCUCCCAUCAGUGCCCCUUUUUCGUAUAAUCACGUUUUGUAAAUACUUGUUUUCGAAAAAAAAAACUUAGUUUUAGCAAAAGUUUCGGUUUUAAAAAUUAAAAAAAAAUUAAUCUAAUCAAAAAUUGGUACGAGUAUGUCCUUAAAAAGAAUUUAAUCAAAAUUGGUUAAUAGACCUGACCUGACCUGACCACUAGCGAAAGGAGGAAAGUCAAGGCUGUCUUUUUCAUGUGCUUACAACGAAUUCCGCUGCCAUUAAAUUUUACGAACACAGAAAGUCAGUUGAGGGCCAAGUUGCGAGCUGGUGUUACUUUCGGUUAUUUGCAGAUUUAGACUUCACAGUUUUUUGCCUUAUUAUUACUCGAUUAAGGGGCGGUGCAAAGACGGGUUCAUGUAUGUGCUGUACAUUAAUGGGGGCCACCCGCCAUGGACAAUCUAAUAUCCUUUUAACGAAAAUUAAUUGUAUUUAUUUCGCCUGUUUGUUUUUUUUUGUUUCAAUAUAUUUCCUUAACUCUUCACACUGAUUACGCUAAAUUCAUGUGUGGGAAAGUGUUGAGCGGCGGGGGAUUUUUUCCGUGGAUUUUGCUCAACGUAAAUCGGGCCAUUCAGUGGAUUUGGAACAGCAAAUCCAACACUCAGCACGAGGAAAAUUAACUAAGCUAGUCGAACGAACGUCUGGGAUUGCGUUUGUUAACCAAUUUGUAUAUAAUAGAGCGAUUUAGUCAGUCAUCACGUCUAUGAAAUUACAGUUUGUUAUUUCAGGUACCUGUUGUAGAAUAUUUUUAAAUUUAAUAUAUUUCGUCAUUUCAGUUCA